AUGCCUGGACUCAUUAACAAGGAGAACCGAAGCGCUCUGCCCCUCAGCGUCUCUGACAUCACAUCCUGUGUCAGGGGUUACACUCUGGCCAUGACGGCAUCUAUGACCUAUGAAAAUAUUGAGGAUCAUGCAAUUGAGGGGAUCUUCAUUUAUCCGCUGGAGGAGAAUACUAUUGUUGUGGGGUUUGAGUCCAUGAUAUCCAGUCAGAUUAUAACGCUGCAAAUCAAAGACAAGGCAAAAAUUGACGACUGUUAUCUGGAUUGCUGCAACACCUCUAAUGGAGCCCUGCAGAGUGGCAGCGGACACAUAGUGAUUGAUGAGGACAUGGAGAGGACAGUGUUGGUGGUGAACCUCGGGGUCAUCCCUCCCAUGGAAACGGUCCAUAUUCUGGUUAGCACUUCCUCUGAGCUCUCCACGCUGCCCAACGGAGGCAUCAGUGUCUCGUCUCCACCGGUGUGCACACCGCGGGUACAGAGGAACAUCAACGAGGAGCAGGGACUGUCCCCGAACUUCUCCAGAAUGCGGGACAGGCAUAGUUGUGCCUCAAGUCCUCACGAUCAAACUCCCAACUCGCCUCAGCUGUGGUUGGCUUCACUUCUGGAGGAGGAGGCCAUCAACUCCAUGGACUACGAGUUCAACUUCCAGCUGGAGAUACGAGCUCCCUACCUCCUCGCAGGUGUGGAGAGCCCGUCGCACGCUAUCCGAGCUGAUGCGGACCCUCUGGCUCGCUCUGCCACCAGUGUCGUCAUCACUCUGGCUGACAAGUACACUUAUGACUGUCCUGUCAAAAUCCUCAUCUACCCUAGCGAGCCUCAUCUGCCACAUGUGCUCAUUGAGAACGGAGACAUGACGCAGGAGGAGUACGACGAGUAUCUUCACGGUCGGAGUGAUUUCAUAAAGGCCACCAAGAAGGACUCGAGCAACGAGAGGAAAGUAGAUAUCAUUCACAGACGGCUCCACAAGGACAUCCUCCACAACCCUGUGGUGAUGUUGAACUUUUGCCCCGACCUAAAGUCCAUCAGCUCUGAUCUGAGGAAGGUUCACGGAGAGUUUAUCUUCCUGAUUGACCGCAGCGGCAGCAUGAGUGGGGUUAACAUCAACCGUGUGAAGGACGCCAUGGUGGUGAUUCUCAAGAGCCUUGUGCCAGGCUGCCUUUUUAACAUCAUAAGCUUCGGCUCCACAUUCAAAUCACUGUUUACAACCAGCCAGAACUAUGAGGAGGAAGCGCUGGCCUUUGCAUGUGAGUAUGUCAGGAAGAUCAGAGCCGACAUGGGGGGAACCAACAUCCUGGCGCCGCUCAAUUGGAUCCUGAGGCAGCCGAUGUUCAGCGGACACCCCCGCCUACUCUUCCUGCUCACUGACGGGGCCGUGAGCAACACAGGCAAAGUUAUCGAGCUGGUCCGCAGCCAUGCUCGCCACAUCAGAUGUUUCACGUUCGGCAUCGGGCAGAAUGCUUGCAGGAGGCUGGUGCAGGGACUGGCGACAGUUUCCAAAGGAACCGCAGAGUUCCUGGCAGACGGAGAGAGGCUGCAGCCCAAGAUGAUAAAGUCUCUGAAGAAAACCUUGUCUCCAGUCCUCAGUGACAUUUCCAUUGAUUGGCUUUUUCCCGAGACCAAAGAAGUGCUGCUGUCCCCUGUUGGUAACACCUUCCUAUUUCCAGGGGACAGUCUGAUCGGCUACAGUGUGGUCUGCGACACCACCCGCUACCAUGCCAACCCUAAAUCUGAUAAGAGGAGGCGAUACAGCAUGAUGCGCUCCAUUGAGUCAGCCAGCUCCGUGUUUUACCACUCUCAAGAUGAGGACGCGGUGAGGACAGGUAGCGACAGUCAGGGGUCCUACAGGGACGCACCUCUGUAUGAUUCCUACCAGGAUGCCAUGACGGACAGCCCUGCAGCCACCGAGCAAGACACCACGGGUCUGGAUUGUAAGACAUCUCCAAGAAGGCGUGCAUACAGCACCAACCAAAUAACAGACUACAACCCAGCAAAGAAGGCCUACACUCCCAGUGAUCCCAGUUCAGUGGUGGCAAAGAAUCCACUGAGGAGAGCCAAAGUCCAGGAGCUGAUUGGCCAGAUGAGCGCUGAGCACGAGGCGCAGUGGAGGACCGACUACCAGCCGCAGCUGGCGAGCCUGUGCGCCACAUCUUCCAGAGGGCGUCCUGCCAGCUGUCACAGGCCGCUCCCUCAGCAGGAGCCGCCUCUGCAGCAGGAAGCCGACUCAGAGCCUCAUUUCCACACGCAGUCUCAGGACAACCCUCAGCCCAGCGGCGUCAGUGUGACGCCUACAGCUCGCAACUCCGCUGGGGAAGAUGGAUCCAGAUCGUCCACUGACAGCCCGUCUGUUGGCAGCAUGGGAGAUUCAGAUGGCUAUGGACACCAGCUGUGUCAGGCAGAAACACCACAGGAGACCCAAACUUCAGAUCUGGGUGCAGCCAACCACCUCAAAGGUGACUGUAAGGCUGUGGUGUCCGGGCUGCUGUGUGGGAAACCGGCAAAGUGGGAGGUCGUCUUUGAUAUCGAGCCCUACCUAAACGGCCGGGAACGUGAGGAAAAGGUCCAUGAGGAGCUGUGGAACGAGACAUUUCACCACAUGGCGGGACGCUCCAUCAUAUGCGACUUUGAGCACAUGGCCGAUAAGGAAUGCGAGAUUGAGCACGGCUCUGGCAGGAAGUACCAACUAUACGCUAUUCACACCAGCAAAGCCUGCAAUAUUCUGAGCAAAUACACAGCAUUUGUUCCCAUCGACCUCGACACUAAUGAGUAUUUGCAGACAUGUAUUGAAUACACAAACCCCGGUGAAGGUCUAAAGAGGGGCUCACACUCGAGCUCUCGUUCAGGGAGCAGGAAGAACAGAGGGUACUCCAUCGGACUGGGUCGCUCUCAGUCUGGCGGCAUGUCUGAGGAAGCCGAAGAUGUCCUGCUGCCCAACAAUGGAGAGGAGGGUGUCUCUCCGUGCAGCACCCCCUCCUCCUCCGGUUGGGAGAGAUGUAGCUUCACAGAGGUCUCCCAGAGGAGUCCGUCUGUGACCUCUGACCAAUCACAGAAAUCGGUGGAAAGCCUUUUUUCUGCCAGGUUGGCCCUCAGCAGGACUCGUCUCCUGACUCGCGCUGCCAAAGGAUUCAUGUGUCGAUCUCACAGCAAGUCCGGUGAUUCGAUUGGAGAGAGUGACAACGAGAAUAAAGACUACAUUCCUCUGGUGCUGCUGCAGUUGGCUAGCGGUGCAUUUCCCCUGGACACAGCUCUGUGUGAUGCCAUUAGCGUGCCCAUGGACAAGCUAAAGUGGACGUCUCCCUUCACCAGUCACCGCACCAGCCUCGGGCACCUGUCCCACUCUAGCAGCCGCCGCGCUGAGAGCGCCGAUGGCGAACGCAGAUCACUGUGUGAACCAGAAACAUAUCAACAACCUGCAGAGCACCCUGUAAGCAUCCACAGCCCGUCUCAUCCAUCCAAGAGCUCCUGGUCGGAUGCUGGUCCCUCCUCAUUAAGCAGUCUGUCCACCGCUGCUGAGCCGCUGCUCUCCCCACACUCCCAGGGGGACAGCGGACGAGGCUCCGGGUCAGGGGGCUUGGAAACAGCAUCGCCCGGUGGCAUGCUAAAGAGGAUGCAGGAUCCAGAGAGCAUGGUGUGGGCCACAGCUGUGGCCCUCGCCUGGCUGGAGCACAGCUCCGCCAGUCAUUUCAUAGAGUGGGAACUGGUAGCCGCCAAGGCCAGCAUGUGGUUGAGUGCACAGGAAAUCCCGGAAGGCCGAGACUUAGCCUCCGUCAAGGCUGCUGCCAACCAGCUCUUCAUCAUCCUCAGACACUGGGAUGAAAACCUGCAACUGAACAUGCUCUGUUACAACCCCAACAGCGUCUGAGGUCACUAAACCACGGCUGAAAACACAGACGACUGAAAGAACUCAGCUCCAUAUGAUACUAUGCUAACUGAAGCUGUACUAUUCUCUGUUUGGCAGUUUGUCCUCUGGAGUCUGAUUUUGCCGUUGCAGUUGUGAACGAUGUGUAUUUUCUUUUGUCCGUGUGCUGUUCCUCUAAACAUAUCACAGGCUCUUCAGAGGCACUAUGUGCAAGCUGUUACCUCGCUGGUGCCAUAUACUGUAGCUGGAUCCCUGUCAGCAAGGGAUCAGAUCAGAGCUAUGCCACAGAUUUGAGUUUCAUGACGACGAAUGUCAGUAUUAACUUAGUAGCAUGCUGGACCACUGACCAUCUGAGAAAAGCUCUUAUUGUCAUCAUAUUGAUGUUUUGGGGACAAUGCUGCAAAACAAAUGUAAGAGAAAACUGUUCCACUGAUUGACACGUGCUGUUUGUACAUCUUCACAUCAUUUCUUGGAUUGAUUGUGUUGUGGAAAAAAUGUUACAUGACAACAUCUGGGUACUUGCUCGCAGUACUGCCUGUCUUUUCUACUGCCUGUUACCAUUACAGUGUUCUUACUAUUUGCCAUUUCUUCAGUUUGAUUAAAGCAGACACGGAAAAAUAUGCAAACAGCUCAAGAGAACAUAAAAUAUAUGUUAAUAUUUGUUUGUUUAAAAAGCUAUGUGGCUUUGGUGGGAAUCUAUGAAUGUGUAUCCCACUAGCAUGUAAUUUACUGUUUAUUAUUUAAUGAGACAUACGGUUUAUAUUUUUUCAUUUAUCUGAGUAUACCCGUCUUGGAGUAGAGGUUUUGAUCAUGCUUUAGUUUUUCAUUUCAAAAAAAGUAACACAGACCUGGACUAAAGUCGGUAGCACUAAACACACGGUGCAACCACCACCUUGUUACAAGUUAAGUGUUCACUAUGUAUAAGGACGUUUUAGAAAAGGUUUCACCACACAAACCAGUCCUUACAUAGUUAAUAUAUUUACACCCUGUAAUUGCUGCAUAGCUAAUUAAACCAACUGACAAAGGGGACUCCCCAUCAUUGCAACAUCCCAAAAUACCAAAGUUCUGGUCAUCAACAAAACACUCAUUGUCCCAAGGUCAAUUUUCUUGGAAAAUGCACACUCCCUGCAGUUAGAAAACCCAAUUGUCAGAAAAAAUGUAUGCAUGUAUGUAUGUUACAUUUGUACAUUAUUUUGUAAAUUUGUGGUUUAGGCACAAAAACCAAUUGGUAAGUACAUUUCAUACCAAAAGGAAACCCAACGUGCUUUACAGAUUAGUAAAGUUAAAGUUCAUUGUAGGCCAGGCUAUUCAAUUUCAAUUUGAUCUAAAAAGUCAAAUAUCACAAAUCACAAUUAGCCUUGGAGGACUUUACAACAUACAACAUCCCUCUGUCCUUGAACCCUCACAGCGGGUAAGGAAACCACCCCACAACAAAAAACACCUUUAACAGGGAAAAAAUGGUAGAAACCUCAAGAUGAGCAACACAGGAGGGAUCCUGCCUGAAAAAACAUGAAAAAACAGGGACGGGUCGAUCUAAGACACUUGGGUCUGGUAAACAGCCCCUGAAACUAACUGCAGCGAGUGUGUAUUUUCGGAGAAGCUGGGCUUUGCGGCAAUGGGCAUGGUCUUUUCCUUAACUUAACCUAAGAGGUUUUGUUGCCUAAACCUAAACGCUAACCUCUUCUUUCAAACUGUGAUCGUUUCCCAACGUUCAAUAGCACCUGUUGCUGGUACUCUCCAAUGGUCAUAUGUCGUUUUGGGAGUCAUUUGCAGACGGCCUAUUUUGUCCUUUGGGUAUGAGGACGUGUUGGUUCUGUCAUGCUCACAGUUCAUCUACCGCAAGUGCCUAACCAAGGUGUAAAGUUGGCAGAAAAUGUAGAUCUGUUGAUUGAAUGAUUGGCCCCUUUCUUAAAUAUACAUUACGUACCCUUCUUUCUUUCUUAUUCUUUUUCUUGUGUGUUGCCUAUGUAUUGAUUUUCCUUGUCCAUCACAGUGUUGCUUUACUCAGGUAUUUAUUCAUUUUUUCACUCAGGCUGAGUUGCGUAAAUCCUUCUGCAUGAAAACAGGUGUUUGUUAUGAUGUUUAAUGACCGAAUUGCCACAUUGGAGCCGGUAGUGCAGUAUUUUGCUCUCUGAAAUGACAAAUACGAUAGAUGUCAUACAGUAAUUUUUUGUGCAGUAAUUGCAGUAGUAAGUGCAGCUGUAAUUGUUAUAAAUUGUAUUUUUUAUGUACUGGGUCAGUUGUAUAGUGCGGUAUCUUGCAACUUGCUGUGUGUGCCUUUAUAAAUGAUUGUUGACUGUUUGAGGCUGUUGAAAGCUUCUGUAGUGUCUUUAUAACUGUUGAUGCUAUGAUCAGCUCUGCAGGUGCAUGUAAAAAAAAUAAAAAAAUACUCACCAACCAAA
Messenger RNA from Plectropomus leopardus (leopard coralgrouper), 6254 nucleotides. RefSeq names its product von Willebrand factor A domain containing 5B1 (gene vwa5b1). The record is from RefSeq and is a predicted model, not a curated record. NCBI's taxonomy places the organism in Eukaryota, Metazoa, Chordata, Actinopteri, Perciformes, Serranidae.